AUGACCAAUAUUUCUUCGUCUUCUCCCCAAAUAAAAUUAAAUGAUAAAGAAAAGCUAUUAUGCAAUUUAAUAAGAAAAUAUGUAGAUUAUUAUAAUUCUACCAAUACCACGGUUCAUAGCGAUAACGAUGAAACAGAAGAUCAACUAGUGGCUAGAAUUACCGGAGGUUGGGUCCGGGAUAAAUUGUUAAAUAAAGAUUCUCACGAUUUGGAUAUUGCGCUUAAUAAAAUGAGUGGCGAAUUGUUUGCAUCCAAUUUACAACAAUUUUAUAUUAAACAUCAUUUAGCUGGUUUACCCCCCGAUGCUUUAAAUAAUUCCACCAUCGCAAAAAUUAAGAAAAAUCCAGAAAAGUCAAAGCAUUUAGAAACUGCCACCACAACCAUUUUAGGGUUGGAUAUUGAUUUUGUUAAUCUAAGAAACGAGUCCUAUGGUGACGACAGUAGAAUCCCCGUUAUCACCUGUGGUACUCCAAGGGAAGAUGCAAUGAGACGAGAUGCAACACUAAAUGCUUUGUUUUAUAACAUUACUACUGAGAAAAUUGAAGAUUUUACCGGGAAAGGUUUGCAAGAUCUGAAAUUGGGGAUAUUGCGAACACCGCUACCUCCUCUGAAAACUUUUCUGGACGAUCCUUUGAGAAUCUUAAGAUUAAUUAGAUUCAGUAGCACCUACAGAAAUUUUAAGUUGGAUGAAGCCAUUAUUAAAUGUUUAAAAGAAAAUAAUGAUGCGUUAAAUCAAGCUUUGAUAAACAAGAUCUCAAAAGAGCGCAUUGGAAUCGAGUUAUCUAAGAUUUUUUCUACUGUAGAAUCUACUAAAAUUGGAUUAAAGUUGCUUUGUGAUAACCAUUUGAUCAAUUCAAUAUUUUAUCAUGGUUUGUCUCCAGAAGUAAUCCAAUUCAAUUCCACACAUACUAAUUUACUUAAAACGCUCCAUGAAAUAUACGAUGGUAACAAACUAUCUGACAAUAUCAUGGGAAAUAUUGUUAAUGAAACUUCAAAUUUCCAAUUUUUUUCCAAUGAACAGUUUUUUGCUGAAAAUAAAUCUUUGACACCAACUGAAUGCAAUGAAAUAUUAACAUUAUCUGUAAUACUCUCUAUUUUUUCCGAAAUUAAUAUUUAUCCAAAUCCCUUAAAAAAACCAACUUUUAAAAUUAAUUUAAGCGAUUGGAUUAUAAGGGAAAAUUUGAAGUAUAGCAAGAAAAUAUACACCACGGUGGAAGUAUUGGUUUCUAAUAUUGAAAUUUUUGAAAAAACCUUUGAGUUCCUAUAUAACGAUAAUGUAUCCGUUCCUAAAAGAAGUGAUAUUGGCUUGGAGCUAUUGAAAUAUAAAGAUUAUCUACCAUUGGCAAUUAAAUUAAAUGAAAUCUUGUAUAAAAAAGGUACUAAAAUUGGAGACUAUAUCGAGUCUUUGGAUUUAAUGGAUGUGUGUCAACUUAAGUUAUUGAUGAAUGGUAAAGAAAUUGCUAAAUUUAUCAAUAAGAAACCAGGUCCAUGGAUGAAAAAAAUUAAUGAUCAAGUUUUAAGAUGGCAAUUGGACAAUCCAAAAUUGGGGAAAGAUGAUUUACUUGUUUAUUUAAGAGAUUUGCCACAAUCAAUGUUUGAUUAA
Molecule: messenger RNA, 1602 nt
Organism: Saccharomycodes ludwigii
Lineage: Eukaryota; Fungi; Ascomycota; Saccharomycetes; Saccharomycodales; Saccharomycodaceae
Gene: CCA1
Product: tRNA adenylyltransferase
Exons: 1
Coding region: 1-1602 (533 amino acids)
Biological process (GO): tRNA 3'-terminal CCA addition
Molecular function (GO): RNA binding; ATP:3'-cytidine-cytidine-tRNA adenylyltransferase activity
Source: RefSeq, a predicted model, not a curated record